This is a messenger RNA of Falco peregrinus (peregrine falcon), 5348 nucleotides long. RefSeq names its product ribitol xylosyltransferase 1 (gene RXYLT1). The coding region runs from base 589 to 1911 and encodes 440 amino acids. Gene Ontology annotation, biological process: protein O-linked glycosylation via mannose. Gene Ontology annotation, molecular function: ribitol beta-1,4-xylosyltransferase activity. NCBI's taxonomy places the organism in Eukaryota, Metazoa, Chordata, Aves, Falconiformes, Falconidae. The transcript has 6 exons. The record is from RefSeq and is a predicted model, not a curated record. Gene Ontology annotation, cellular component: Golgi apparatus.
CACAGCUCCACCACACAGCACCACCACACAGCUCCAUCACACAGCUCCAUCACACAGCCCUGCAGCAGGCGGCUGCUGGCCAGGACCCCCCUUCCUCCCGCAGCCCAGCACCAAGCCGCUGGUACGGAUGGCAGGAGCUCCAGCCCACGCCAUCACCGCAUAUAUAAAACGCCAAAGGUGACGUGUAUUUAUGUCCGUGUGACAGCCUGAAGGUGUUGGGUGCUCCUGAACCGACCUUACUGCGUGCCGAUUCUGCACCUCCGAAAGCCGCUGGAGGCCCUCACGAAGGCGAGCGGCCAGGAGGCCCCAGCACCGCCCGGACACACCGCGCCGGCACCAGCGGGGAAGGACAAGGCCGGGAGCUCUCGGUCGCCACGGGACAGCCGUCUUCAUGCAUUCACCGUGCGCCUGGGGCGGUAACGGCAAUGCCCAGCGGGCGCUGCCGCGGCAGAGGCAGAGGCAGGCCGUGGUACGCGGGCUCUAAGCCUCUACAGCGGGGGAGGCAGCCCAGGGCCGCGGGCGCAGGCCCCUCCCGCCGCCGCCGCCUGACGGCACCCCCCGCCGGGGCCUCUGCCCGCGCCGGGCGGGAUGCGGGGCUCUCGCAAGCGGCUGUGCUCCGCCUUGAUCGUCGCUUACGGCCUCUUCUCCCUCUACGCGGCCUACACCGUCUUCCUCCGGCCCCGCCGCCUGGCCGCCCCCCGCCCGCCGCACCGGGACCGCCGCGGCUCGCGAGAUCAUGUUGCCUUGGGAAAUGAGGAGUGGAAUCCAUGGGAAGAGGACGAGAAAAACGAACUGGUUGCUUCUCAGCAGAAAUAUGAAGCUAAUCUUAAGAUGAUAAAAAAUGCAAGAUCUCAUCUAGACCAAACCAGUCUUAGAGUACAGAUUUGGGGCAAAGCAGCAAUUGGUCUUUACCUUUGGCAACAUAUUAUUGGAGGGCACCUUGAGCCAGCUGAUGUGACUGCACAGUGGAGAGAAGGAAGCCAAAAAGCAGGAAAAAUGUAUUUCAGCUUCAUCACUGGUCCAUCUGUAGUUCCUGGCUACUUCUCAGUUGAAGCUGAAAAUGUUGUGCUAGUUCUGAAUGGAAGAGAAAAAGCAAAGAUCACGUACGCCACUCAGUGGUUGCAUUACGCACAAACAUUAAUUCAGACUCGCAAAAUACAGCAUGUGGUGGUUGUGCUGCUUGGGAAUGAGCAGUGCAACAAUGAGUGGAUUCAACCAUACCUGAAAAGAAAUGGAGGAUUUGUAAAUCUACUCUUUGUUACUUAUGACUACGCAUUGGUAAAUGAAGAAGAUAUUUUCCAGUGGCCUUUAGGAGUAGCUACCUACAGAAAUUUUCCAGUUGUAGAACCCAGCUGGUCAAUGCUACGCGAUCCAAGAUCAUAUCUGUGUAAUUUCUUAGGAACAGUUUAUAAGAACUCUUCUAGGGAAAACCUAAUGGAAAUUCUGAAACAGGAUGGGCUUGACAAACUUUGCUGGAUUGCAGCCAGAGAACAGUGGCAGCCUCAAGAAACAAAUGAAAGUUUCAAAAACUAUCAAGAUGCCUUGCUGCAGAGUGAUUUGACAUUGUGCCCAGUGGGAAUAAAUACAGAAUGCUACAGAAUUUAUGAAGCUUGUUCAUAUGGAUCUCUACCUGUUAUAGAAGAUGUAAUGACAUCGGGUGAUUGUGGAAAUUCAUCAGUGUACCACAGUGCUCCAUUACAAUUAUUAAAAACCAUGGGGGCUCCAUUUAUCUUUAUUAAAAACUGGAAAGAGCUUCCUGCUGUUCUAGAGAAAGAAAAAAAAAUGAGCUUACAAGAAAAGAUUCAAAGGAGGAAAAAGCUUAUAGAAUGGUAUCGGAACUUCAAAGCAUGGAUGAGACAGAAAUUCAUUAAUACCUUGGAAAAUUCAUUUUUGCCCAGUGAUAAAGGAUAAAUUGUCCCUUUUGAAAAUCUAGAAUAGAUUGAAAGCUUAAUUUCCAUUAACCUUCCAAGGAAGCUUUUAUUCAAAAGUAAACUCACAGGGCGGAUGCAUUCCUUUUGAAGUCAACGGAAUUGCACUAGGUUGGCCAAGAGCUAUGUAUAGCCCUCCAUCCUUAACAAUUUUCAGAGGUUGUUGACUUAGCAGGAUGAUAGUCUGUAAGGAUUACAACAAUUUUAUUACUAUUUUUACAGUUUCCAUGUUGGUGUGUGACCUGAUAAUUUUUUUUUAGAAGAAUAUGUUUAAGCAUGUGAACUUGUUAAAAUCCAGCAUGAUAACAACAGUUGUGUUUGAAGAAAAGAGAAGAAUGAAAGCUGUAUGGUAGGGGGUAAUUUGUUAUGUAGAUGAAAGAAGGAAAGUAUGAUUAGAGCAAAAUUGCCAGGUUUAGCACAAUCACUAAGAUAUAUCCUGGUAAGUGCUUGUUUUGAAAAUGUGAACUAUUUACUUGAUUGACAUUUCAUUUCCAAGAGAGUGGCCAUAAAGCUAAUUAAACACUGGAAUAAAAGUGUUUAUUCAAGGUAAAAAUAGAAAACUCUUUCUUAGAAAUGUUUCGUAGUAGUUUAUUUCCCCUUUAAAUUCAGGUAUCAAAAUUGCUUCGUUUCAUUUCUUUUUAGUCCUGGACAUACCUUACAGAAUUUCUGCUGCAGGAGCAUUCAUUACCUGCAGUUACAGCUGCACAUUCUAAACACCAGGCCUUAAACAUGAAUCUACUUGGAGCUUACCUGAUUUCUCAAGAUCUGCUGAAACUUGUCAACUCCAAAAGAUGGCAGAAAUAUAACAUUGCAUGUUUGUGAUGCUACAUGUACAACAAACCACUUCAGUGUUUUUUCUGAAAUGUAGUCAAAGGGAUCCGUUGCUGUUCUUGUACAUCAGAAGUGAUUGUGUGCUAUUAUCUGCAGUGUGUUCGGCUGAGCAGUGUUACUGUAUACACAUCAUCGGCAUACCAGAGGUGGUGUAUUAUCCCAUUUUCUGUCUUUAAAUAUCAGCGUACUAUGUGGGUUCCUUCUCUUGAAGGAAUUCAAAAGCCCGUGCAACUGUACUGCUAAGUAACACUCAUUUGUGUAAUUAUACUGUCCAGUUCUGGAAUAUGUAUCAUGCAAGAGCACUUCUGUGUUUUUUGCAAUUUUCUUGCAUCCCUUCUGUGUAAAAAACCAAACCAAACCAAAAAAAAAAAAACCCAAACCUAAACAUAGCAAACUAAACCCCAGUGUUUUUAACAGUGGACAAUAUUCACAGUAGCUGCUCGAGAUCUGGAAUAAGCUACGUUUCAGAACACAAGGAUUUUUGCGAGCUUGCAUUCUAUGUGCUUAGAAGAUACUCAGAAAACAAGUAAUCUAAAUCCAAAUAAUCUGAAUUGUAUGUCUUAAUAUCAGUUUCCUGUGACUAUCGUGCACCCAUUUUAUCUGAAGCACCAUGCAGUUGCAAUACAAUGCAAACAUGCUCAGUUCAGCAGAGUCUGAAGUGCAACUAUCACAACUCAGCAUUGAGUUGAUGACCCCUGCUUAGAGGUGGACCUUACACGAAAUUUACCAUAAAUUUCCAUACUGAGGAUCUGAAGUAGCCAUCUGAUGAGCAGUACACUAGUACUUAGAGGGUUAGAGGAAGCUUGAGUAGCUGCAGUAGUGUAAUGUGAUUACUAUAAUUCAGUAGAAUCUUUCCAUAGAAGCUACAAAACUGCAGGGCAGUGAUCUGGAGCAGUGUUCUUCUACUUGUAGUCAGCAAAUCCCUUGGCAUUCCUGUAGGAUUUCAAGGAACUGUAAAAAACAGCUGAGAGCAAUUUUUAUCAGUCAGCCUGGAUUCUUAUAAAAGAGGCUGCAGCUCCUAAAAAAUUUUAAUGGUAUACAAGUCAAAAUCUGAAAAACAGUUCAGUGUGUUUCUUGGUCAUCAGUAGAAGAAACAUGCUGCUAUUAAUGUGUUCAUUUCUAAGUAAAUUGUAAAUUUCCAAACUCAUGUGGCAAUUACGGUUUAAGGGAGGCCAAGAUGUGCCAAAGUUUUAUCAGAAUUUCACAUCGAAGCUGUUUGCCUGCUCUUGGAGUUCAAAGUGAUGCAAUUUACAUUUCAUCUGUACUUAACCAGUUCUUAACACUUCAGAUUCACCUGCUUCAGUCUAACUGGAACUAUCGCUAGAAUUUUUUUCUUGUCUCCUAUUUUCAGUGCUAAUGGAGCAAAGAGAGCAGAACAUCUUGCAGAUAAAAGUAGGUUCCUAACACAUUAGGAACAUUGCUGGUAUUUCAAUUAUUUCCUUAUUCCACUGUCAAAGUUGUAGGGGAGAUUGUAGUUCUCCUGUUUUUACUUUCUAAUUUUUUCUCAUUUGGAAAAAUUUUCGACUCUGUGGCCUAUUUGGAUCCAGAAAUGAGCAAGACAACAAAAGGAACCUUGGCAAAAAAGGAUGACACAGAGUGAAGAAAAGCAGUGAGAGGUGCAAGAAAUCAGAGAAUAGGUCUUAGCAGUGGUAGAGGAAGCUGGUUUAAAAGAAGGGAAGCAGUUAAGCCACUGGUGAAAAAGGUAGUUUAUCCCCUGCAUGCCGCAUCUAGACAGGAGUAGAUACUAGCUACUGUCAGUGAGAAGAUGAAGAAUCAAUUCAGUUGUUUAAUACUGAGAGGAGAAUGCAUGCUCUGCUUUUGCAGUUACCCUGCUGGUUCAAGACUGGAAUGGCAAAGUACAGCUUUCCAGAGCACAAAACAAGGGCUUGAGGCCUCUUAUAAGUACACGUACUAUCUGUAGGAAAGGGAAUUCUGCACAGAACCGAGCCUGUCUUGAGUCAAGAAUGCCAAUUGUAACAUCAGGUAGACAGAUUGCUAAUUAUGCAGUAUUUUACAUACCUUGAUUUGUAUGCAGAAUGUAUAACUACACUGCUUUGAUUAUCAGAGGUAUUUCCUGCUGAUGAAGACCACAAUUAAGCUGGAUUGCCUUGCUAUAAGAAGAAAAAGACCUGGCUUCUCACAAUUUAGUCUAACUGUUUCUCCUACGUAAUUAUGAACCCAUUAAGAGUGGCUGUUAAUACAUGGUAUAAACUUGAUAAAAGAUUGGCUUCUAGAAAGCGCUGUGUUUCCAAAGAAAUAUAACCUGUCUUUGUAAUUGUUGGUAAUCCUGUAGAUAAAGAAGUGGCUUACAAAGGAUCUGGCUGCCAGUUGCUUACCAUUCUUGGUCAUUUAAGUUGUGAUUGAUAGUGUAUUUCCACUAGUUAGGUUUUCUGGUAUUUUUAGAUACUGUCUUUAAAUGACUGAAACUUAUACAAACAGUGAUACAAUUAAGAGUUUUCUAGAAGCCUUUCUCACAGCAAUUAAGUAGGAUUGCUGUGUGCUGGAAUCACCAGUUUCUCUCUUGGCUUACUGCCCUCACCAAAACACUUGCGAAACCACAGAAAUAAAAUCCUGUUCCUUCUUGGCAAA